Messenger RNA from Jatropha curcas, 1392 nucleotides. RefSeq names its product GDSL esterase/lipase APG. Gene Ontology annotation, cellular component: apoplast. Gene Ontology annotation, molecular function: hydrolase activity, acting on ester bonds. The record is from RefSeq and is a predicted model, not a curated record. Lineage: Eukaryota; Viridiplantae; Streptophyta; Magnoliopsida; Malpighiales; Euphorbiaceae.
AGCGCUCUGCAUAAUUCACUACAAUUAUUGCGGUACAGUAAAAUUAAGUCCCCAUGACUUUUCCUAUAUAGGGAAAUUAAGUCUCGAAGUACCUGCCAUUGUUGUUACAGUAAAAUGGAUAUCUGUUAUAGAGCAAGCUUGGUCUUGGCUUUGGCUUUGGCUUUGGCUUUUCUAAUAAGUGGAGAAUAUGCACAAGAAACUCUUGUUCCUGCUAUUAUCACAUUUGGAGACUCAGGCCUGGAUGUUGGGAACAAUGACUAUCUCCCAACAAAAUUCAAGGCCAAUUACUCUCCUUAUGGAAAGGACUUCCUCAAUCAUAGGCCUACUGGGAGGUUCUGCAAUGGCAAAUUGAUCUCCGACAUAAUCGCUGAAACUAUGGGGUUUAAGACUUAUCCACCGGCAUACCUUAGCAGGGAUGCAUCAGGGGAGAACCUUCUAAUUGGAGCUAGCUUUGCAUCGGCUGCAUCUGGUUUUGAUGAUAAAAUUGUCAUAGCAAAUAACGCUAUUCCAUUGCAUCAGCAGCUGCAGUAUUUCAAAGAAUACAAAAGUAAGCUAGCCAAGGUGGCUGGUUCUAACAAAUCGAUGUCGAUCAUUAAGGAUGCACUGUACUUAUUGAGUGCAGGAACCAGUGACUUCCUCCUUAACUACUAUAUAAAUCCACAGAUAAAUAAAAUUUACACUCCUGAUCAAUAUGGUUCCUUCCUUGUCACUGCAUUCUCAAGCUUUGUUAAGGAUUUGUAUGGGUUAGGGGCUAGGAGGCUUGGAGUAUCUUCACUCCCACCAUUGGGUUGUGUUCCUGCAGCUCGUGCCUUGUUUGGAUUUCUUGAAAAUGGGUGCGUCUCCAGGAUCAACGAUGAUGCCCAGAAAUUUAACAAUAAGAUCAACUUUACUGCUGCAAAUCUCCAAAAGCUACUUCCUGGUCUAAAGAUUGUUGUAUUUGACAUGUUCAAACCAUUCUAUGACCUUCUUCAAACACCUUCAAAUUAUGGUUUUGUGGAAGCAAGAAGAGGUUGCUGUAAGACUGAGACGGGCACUGUAGAGACAAUAACAACAACACUUCUGUGCAAUUCAAAGUCCCCAGGAACCUGCACCAAUGCCACCCAGUUUGUGUUUUGGGAUGGUAUACAUCCAUCCGAGGCUGCUAACCAGAUUCUUGCAGAUGGACUGAUUGUCCAGGGCUUCUCCCUCAUUUGAAGAAGACACGUCUUUUUUAAUAAAAUAUAUAAUAUAUUUUAAAUAACUAUCACUGUAAAAUAUCAUGUUAUCAGUGGGUUUCACGAAAAUGGGUGUAUCUCUAUCAUGAAUUAUCAUUGUCAAAUCUCAUGUUAAAAAAGCAUUGGCUUUAACGUUGCUAACGAACAUUCAAGGAACAUAAACUUCAGCUCCGAGAAA